AUGAAAUCAAACGGAUUAAAAUGUCUUUACAUCUGCUACUGCUGCUGAUUCCGUUUACAGUGCUCGCUGUCCAAUAUUCCUACAUCAUCGUCAGAGCUGGAGCUGAAGUCACUUUACCUUGUGUCAAUCUGAGAGAUGAUCAUGUGAACUGUGAAGCUACUGAUUGGUUGUUCUCUGAUUCACUAGUAAACCUGUUUGUAAACAGGCAGCUCGACAGAUCUGAGAUUUCCAAAUCUAAAGCAGACAGACUACGUCUUGCUGCAAACUGUUUUCUGGUUAUUAGGGAGGUCACAGCUGAAGAUGCUGGUCACUACACCUGCAGACAGUAUGGCCAGACAGCACAACAAUAUGAAGAUCAUCUGUUUACUGUCUCUGUUGUCAACGUGACUGAGCAGAAGAGAACUGAUGAGGUGACGUUGAGCUGCUCUCUGUCACCAUCUGGAACCUGCAGGGAAGUGAAGUGGCUGUUUAUGAAUAUGGAUGUGACUGAAAACAACAAAGACCUGAAGACAUCACAGUCUUCCUGCUCGGCCACUGUGAGCUUCUCAAAAUCCCAUUUUGAUCACCAGAUGAAGAACUAUAGCUCAUUAACAUGUAAAGUGGAUGAUGAACGAACCAGCUCCAGGAAACAAAGAGAUGACAACAGGUACUGA
Messenger RNA from Limanda limanda (common dab), 653 nucleotides. RefSeq lists its product as uncharacterized. Gene Ontology annotation, biological process: T cell activation; interleukin-15-mediated signaling pathway; positive regulation of ERK1 and ERK2 cascade. Bases 21 to 653 code for a protein of 210 amino acids. Gene Ontology annotation, molecular function: protein tyrosine kinase binding; MHC class II protein binding. The record is from RefSeq and is a predicted model, not a curated record. Gene Ontology annotation, cellular component: membrane raft; external side of plasma membrane. The transcript is spliced from 4 exons. Lineage: Eukaryota; Metazoa; Chordata; Actinopteri; Pleuronectiformes; Pleuronectidae.